UCGGUGCGGGAGGGAAAAAGGGGAGGAGUAGGGAGGUGUGAGGCGGGGUAGUAGUUAAAGGCGAAAACGCGGGGUUCGGCUUCUUACAGUCGAUGCGAGUGUGACUGUCUCGUUGCCCGGUGGCUGUUAGCCCACGAUUUUAAACAGUUUUUUGAAAGGAGUUAGGGAGCUGUUUCCUCCCACCCCCUAACGAGACGUCGCCUGACUGCUGGGAGUUUGAACCAUGCAAGGACCUCCUUCUGGAGACAGCGCAUGCCCACUGCGCACCAUCAAAAGGGUUCAGUUUGGUAUCCUGAGCCCAGAUGAAAUGAAACGGAUGUCUGUGACUGAAGGUGGAAUAAAGUACUCUGAGACCACGGAGGGGGGCCGCCCAAAGCUGGGUGGCCUGAUGGACCCCAGGCAAGGUGUGAUCGAAAGAACCGGAAGGUGCCAGACUUGUGCAGGUAACAUGACCGAAUGCCCAGGUCACUUUGGACACAUUGAGCUAGCGAAGCCAGUUUUUCAUGUUGGCUUCCUGACGAAGACGAUGAAAGUUCUGCGCUGCGUCUGUUUCUUCUGCUCCAAACUGCUGGUGGAUUCGAAUAAUCCUAAAAUCAAAGACAUCUUGAUCAAGUCUAAAGGCCAGCCACGCAAACGCCUGACCCAUGUAUACGACCUGUGCAAGGGCAAGAACAUCUGUGAGGGAGGAGAGGAAAUGGACAACAAGUUCGGAGUGGAGCAGCAAGAGGGUGAGGAGGACCUCACCAAGGAGAAGGGUCACGGGGGCUGUGGUCGGUACCAGCCUCGCAUUCGGAGGGUGGGCUUGGAGCUGUACGCAGAGUGGAAGCACGUGAAUGAGGACUCGCAGGAGAAGAAGAUCCUGCUGAACCCAGAGCGCGUGUAUGAGAUCUUCAAGCGCAUCACGGAUGAGGAGUGCAUCAUUCUAGGCAUGGACCCCAAGUACGCCAAGCCCGAGUGGAUGAUUCUGACCGUCCUCCCUGUGCCACCUCUCUCUGUGCGUCCAGCUGUUGUCAUGCAGGGCUCCGCGAGGAACCAGGAUGAUCUGACGCACAAGCUGGCCGACAUUGUGAAGAUCAACAACCAGCUGCGGCGGAAUGAGCAGAACGGGGCGGCGGCUCAUGUCAUUGCCGAGGACGUCAAGCUGCUGCAGUUCCACGUGGCCACCAUGGUGGACAAUGAGCUGCCUGGUCUCCCCAGGGCAAUGCAAAAGUCAGGCCGUCCCCUGAAAUCCCUCAAACAGAGGCUGAAGGGGAAGGAAGGCCGCGUGCGUGGUAACCUGAUGGGGAAGCGAGUGGACUUCUCGGCACGUACCGUCAUCACACCAGACCCCAACCUCUCCAUUGAUCAGGUCGGCGUGCCGCGGUCGAUUGCCGCCAACAUGACCUUCCCCGAAAUCGUCACUCCCUUCAAUAUCGACAGACUCCAGGAACUGGUGAGGAGAGGCAACAACCAGUAUCCCGGUGCCAAAUACAUCAUCCGAGACAACGGCGACCGAAUUGACCUACGCUUCCAUCCCAAGCCCAGCGACCUCCACCUCCAAAUUGGAUAUAGGGUGGAAAGGCACAUGUGUGACGGUGACAUCGUCAUCUUCAACCGACAGCCCACGCUGCACAAAAUGUCCAUGAUGGGGCACAAGGUGCGCAUCCUACCCUGGUCCACCUUUCGGCUCAACCUCAGUGUGACUACGCCGUACAACGCGGAUUUCGACGGUGAUGAGAUGAACCUCCACUUGCCUCAGUCCCUGGAGACGCGGGCAGAGAUUCAGGAGCUGGCCAUGGUGCCCAGGAUGAUCGUCACCCCACAGUCCAACAGGCCUGUCAUGGGUAUUGUGCAGGACACACUGACGGCUGUGCGCAAGUUCACAAAGCGAGAUGUUUUCAUGAGCCGGGGUGAAGUGAUGAACCUGUUGAUGCAUCUCUCGACCUGGGACGGCAAGGUGCCUCAGCCAUCCAUCCUCAAACCUCGGCCCCUGUGGACCGGCAAGCAGAUCUUCACACUGGUGAUCCCAGGGCAUAUCAACUGCAUCCGGACACACAGCACUCACCCAGAUGACGAGGACAAUGGCCCUUACAAGCACAUCUCGCCAGGGGACACCAAGGUGAUUGUGGAGAAUGGGGAGCUGAUCAUGGGCAUUCUGUGCAAGAAGUCGCUGGGUACUUCAGCCGGAUCCCUGGUACACAUCACCUUCCUGGAGAUGGGUCACGACAUCACAAGGCUGUUCUACAGCAACAUCCAGACUGUCAUCAACAACUGGUUGCUGAUUGAAGGUCACACGAUUGGCAUUGGUGAUUCUAUUGCUGAUGCUAAAACCUACCAGGACAUUCAGAAUACCAUCAAGAAGGCCAAGCAAGAUGUAAUCGAGGUUAUCGAGAAAGCUCACAACAAUGAGCUGGAGCCCACACCCGGCAACACCCUGCGGCAGACCUUCGAGAACCAGGUGAACCGAAUCCUGAACGAUGCCCGUGACAAGACCGGCUCAUCCGCCCAGAAAUCCCUGUCCGAGUACAACAACUUCAAGUCCAUGGUGGUUGCUGGCUCUAAAGGAUCAAAGAUCAACAUCUCACAGGUUAUUGCUGUGGUAGGGCAGCAGAACGUGGAAGGAAAGCGAAUUCCAUUUGGCUUUAAGCACCGCACUCUGCCGCACUUCAUCAAGGACGACUACGGCCCUGAGAGCAGAGGCUUUGUGGAGAACUCGUACCUGGCUGGCCUGACCCCCACCGAAUUCUUCUUCCACGCCAUGGGAGGCAGAGAGGGUCUGAUUGAUACAGCCGUCAAAACUGCUGAGACUGGUUACAUCCAGAGACGUUUGAUCAAGUCUAUGGAGUCUGUGAUGGUGAAAUAUGAUGCGACCGUGCGUAACUCCAUUAACCAAGUGAUCCAGCUGCGAUACGGCGAGGACGGGCUGGCGGGAGAGAGCGUGGAGUUCCAGAACCUGGCGUCGGUGAAGCCAUCCAACAAAUCUUUCGAGAAGAAGUUCAAGCUGGAGUACACCAACGAGCGCAGCCUGCGCAGAACCCUGCAGGAGGACAUUGUGAAGGAAAUCCUCAGCAACGCGGCUGUUCAGAACGAACUGGAGGUGGAGUUUGAGAAGAUGAAGGAAGACAGAGAGGUUCUAAGGGCUGUCUUCCCCACCGGAGACAGCAAGGUGGUUCUCCCCUGUAACCUGCUGCGGAUGAUCUGGAACGCCCAGAAAAUCUUCCACAUCAACACGAGAACGGCGACCGACCUGCACCCCAUCCGUGUGAUCGAAGGUGUGAAGGAGCUGAGCAAGAAGCUGAUCAUCGUGAACGGUGAUGACCCCCUGAGCCGGCAGGCCCAGGAGAAUGCAACACUGCUCUUCAACAUCCACCUGCGGUCCACCCUCUGCAGCCGCCGCAUGACCGAGGAGUUCCGUCUCAGCAGCGAGGCCUUCGAGUGGCUCCUGGGGGAGAUCGAGGCCAAGUUCAACCAGUCGAUCGCCCACCCCGGGGAGAUGGUGGGUGCCUUGGCUGCCCAGUCACUGGGAGAACCUGCCACACAGAUGACCCUGAACACCUUUCACUAUGCCGGUGUGUCAGCCAAGAACGUCACCCUGGGUGUCCCUCGUCUGAAGGAGCUGAUCAACAUCUCAAAGAAGCCCAAGACUCCCUCGCUCACAGUCUUCCUGCUGGGCCAGUCUGCCAGAGAUGCUGAGCGUGCCAAGGACAUCCUGUGUCGCCUGGAGCACACCACAUUGAGGAAGGUCACUGCCAACACGGCCAUCUAUUACGACCCAGAUCCCCAGAACACGGUGGUGUCCGAGGACCAGGAGUGGGUGAACGUCUACUAUGAGAUGCCGGACUUUGAUGUGACACGCAUCUCCCCCUGGCUCUUGCGUAUCGAACUCGACCGGAAGCACAUGACUGACCGGAAACUGACCAUGGAGCAGAUCGCGGAGAAGAUCAAUGCUGGUUUUGGUGAUGACUUAAACUGCAUUUUUAACGAUGACAACGCAGAGAAACUGGUGCUGAGAAUCCGCAUCAUGAACAGUGACGAGAAUAAGUUCCAGGAGCAAGAAGAGGAAGUGGUGGACAAGAUGGAUGAUGAUGUCUUCCUUCGCUGCAUCGAGUCAAACAUGCUGACGGACAUGACACUGCAGGGGAUUGAGCAGAUCAGUAAGGUGUACAUGCACCUUCCCCAGACCGACAACAAGAAGAAGAUCAUCAUCACCGAGGACGGGGAGUUCAAGGCGCUGCAGGAGUGGAUUCUGGAGACGGAUGGAGUCAGCCUGAUGCGGGUGCUGAGUGAGAAGGAUGUGGACCCCGUCCGCACCACCUCCAACGACAUUGUUGAGAUCUUCACGGUCCUGGGCAUCGAAGCUGUGCGAAAAGCCUUGGAACGGGAGCUGUACCACGUCAUCUCCUUCGAUGGUUCCUAUGUCAACUACCGCCACUUGUCUCUGCUAUGUGACACCAUGACGUGCCGGGGACACUUGAUGGCCAUCACCCGGCAUGGAGUGAACCGCCAGGACACGGGCCCACUCAUGAAGUGCUCCUUUGAGGAAACGGUGGACGUUCUGAUGGAAGCUUCGGCCCAUGGGGAGAUGGAUCCGAUGAAGGGAGUGUCCGAGAAUAUCAUGCUGGGGCAGCUGGCUCCUGCGGGCACCGGCGCCUUCGACCUGCUGCUCGACGCAGAGAAAUGCAAGUACGGCAUGGAGAUCCCCACCAACAUCGGCGGGCUGGGAGUCGGAGGACCCACUGGAAUGUUCUUUGGCUCGGCUCCCAGCCCAAUGGGAGGGAUGUCUCCUGCCAUGACUCCAUGGAACCAGGGAGCAACUCCUGCAUACGGAGCCUGGUCACCGAGUGUGGGCAGUGGGAUGACCCCAGGGGCUGCCGGCUUCUCUCCCAGUGCAGCUUCCGACGCCAGCGGCUUCAGUCCCGGUUACUCGCCGGCCUGGUCUCCGACCCCUGGGUCUCCAGGCUCCCCAGGCCCCUCCAGUCCCUACAUCCCGUCUCCAGGUGGGGCGAUGUCCCCCAGCUACUCGCCAACUUCUCCUGCCUAUGAGCCGAGGUCUCCGGGCGGCUACACACCGCAGAGCCCCAGCUACUCACCGACAUCACCGUCCUACAGCCCCACCUCACCCUCCUACUCCCCCACCAGCCCCAACUACAGCCCCACCUCGCCCUCCUACUCCCCCACCAGCCCCUCCUACUCCCCCACCUCGCCCUCCUACUCCCCCACCUCGCCCUCCUACUCCCCCACCAGCCCUUCGUACAGCCCCACCUCUCCGUCCUACAGCCCCACCUCCCCCAGCUACAGCCCCACCAGCCCCAGUUACUCUCCCACCUCCCCAAGCUACUCGCCAACCAGCCCCUCCUACUCCCCCACCUCACCCUCUUACUCCCCCACCUCACCCUCUUACUCCCCCACCUCGCCCUCCUACUCCCCGACCAGCCCGAGCUACUCCCCCACCUCCCCCAACUACACUCCGACUUCUCCCAAUUACAGCCCCACCUCGCCCAGUUACAGCCCCACCUCGCCCAGCUACACUCCCACCUCCCCCAAUUACAGCCCUACCUCGCCCAGCUACAGCCCUACCUCGCCCAGCUACAGCCCCACCUCGCCCAGCUACUCGCCCUCCAGCCCUCGCUACACGCCCCAGUCGCCAACGUACACACCCAGCUCUCCCAGCUACAGCCCCAGUAGUCCGAGCUACUCCCCCACCAGUCCCAAGUACUCCCCCACCAGCCCCUCCUACAGCCCCAGCUCGCCAGAAUACACGCCCACCUCUCCCAAAUACAGCCCCACCAGCCCCAAGUAUUCGCCCACUUCCCCGAAAUACUCACCCACCUCUCCCACCUACUCCCCCACUACUCCCAAGUACUCGCCCACCAGCCCCACCUACUCACCCACCUCUCCAGUGUACACCCCCACCUCUCCGAAAUACUCGCCCACCUCCCCCACCUACUCGCCCACCUCCCCGAAAUAUUCACCCACCUCUCCCACCUACUCACCCACCAGCCCCAAGGGCUCCACCUACUCCCCUACCUCCCCCGGCUACAGCCCCACCUCUCCCACCUACAGCCUCACCAGCCCAGCCAUCAGUCCGGAAGACAGCGACGAGGAGAACUGAAGGGGAGUGGGCAGGGAGAGCGAGCGAGAGAGAGCCGCAGCCUCUUCACAGUCCCAUCGAACUGCACCCUCCGUGUGUAUAUAGACCACACCGGCCUCCUCGCCUCAGUGCCCUACUUGGACUUGAAUUCCUGUUUUAUAUUGACAUAGCGGGAAAGAAAUGGAGGAACGGUGAAUUUCUGGAAGGAUUUUUAACAAUAAGUUCCAAGAAGAUUUGGAAUGAAAGAAAAUCCCACCUGUAUAAUUUGAAUAUAUAUAUUUUUUGGACACUUUUCAAUCAUGGGUGCAUUAAUGGGUUUUAAAUGAAGGUUUCAAUAAACCUUUGAUCUUUUUUCACCUUUAAUGUACCAGGAUGUGUGAAUUUCAAUUUUUCUGUUGAGAAUGAUAUUCCUCGACCUGUCUGGCCUUCCUGGUACCCCAAGGGCAACAGGCUGGCUUCGUCUGUCGAGUAACACUGAUUUAUUUAUACAAUGUGAUUUGAGCUUUAAGGACGUUACCCGUGAGAGACUUCAUUCCAUCUGGAAGGAAGUGGUUCAUGCUGGGGGGGAGAGAGGGGUUGUAAUUGUUGAGGAUGGCAACUGAAAGCCCCUCCCUCCCCACACCUCCACUCAGUGUAGCUGAAGGUGGAUCCUAGUUUUUUUUGAGGGUAUG
Pristis pectinata (smalltooth sawfish) is the source of this 6741-nucleotide messenger RNA. It is a transcript of the gene polr2a, whose product is annotated as RNA polymerase II subunit A. NCBI's taxonomy places the organism in Eukaryota, Metazoa, Chordata, Chondrichthyes, Rhinopristiformes, Pristidae. Bases 224 to 6091 code for a protein of 1955 amino acids. The transcript is spliced from 29 exons. The record is from RefSeq and is a predicted model, not a curated record. Gene Ontology annotation, biological process: transcription by RNA polymerase II. Gene Ontology annotation, cellular component: RNA polymerase II, core complex. Gene Ontology annotation, molecular function: DNA binding.